UGGCUGAAGCUUCGGGCUGCCUUUUCGCUGUGUCUAUCGUUCUCCUGUGAAACGAUCCCAACCGCCACCAUUCCGCAACCAGGAAUAUCCCACGCAUGUCUUGUUCUUUCAAGAUAUCCUUGGUCCAGAAUCCCUCCCGCCUCUUUUUAAUAUAACCCUCUCGCUUAGUUUCGUGAAAUCUCCUCACUCAAUCAACCGUCAUCAUGGCCACUGUCAACAUUCGCCGGGAUGUCUCCGAUCCCUUCUACCGUUACAAGAUGGAGCGCUUGCAAUCCAAGAUUGAAGGCAAGGGCAACGGCAUCAAGACUGUCAUCGUCAACCUGAACUCCGUCGCCCAGUCUCUCAGCCGUCCUGCCUCCUACGUCAUCAAGUACUUUGGCUUCGAGCUGGGUGCUCAGGCCAACGCCAAGCCGACCGAUGAUCGCUGGAUCAUCAACGGCGCUCAUGAUGCCCCCAAGCUUCAGGACUAUCUGGAUGGCUUCAUCUCCAAGUUCGUUCUGUGCAAGAAGUGCAAGAACCCCGAGACAGACGUCGUGAUCAAGGACGAAAAGAUCUUCUUGGACUGCAAGGCCUGUGGACAGCGCUCCGAGGUCGAUGCCCGUCUGAAGCUGAGCACGUUCAUCCUCCGCAACAUCCAGACCAAGGGAGGCAAGAAGGACAAGAAGGACAAGAAGGCUCGUCGCGAACGAAACAAGAACAAUGACGCGAAUGGCGACAAAGAUGGCAGCCCUGGAGAUAGCAACAACUCCGAGAACGGCGAUGACGAGAAUGGCGACGUCGCCCUGGAAGCAGGAAGCGAUGAUGAGCUGACUCGCCGUAUCAAGGCUGAUGCCAAGCGCAUCGAGGCCGAAGAUGACAUCGACGAUGAUGACUGGGCCGUCGACGUGUCUGAGGAGGCCGUCAAGGCUCGUGCCAAGGAGCUUCCCGAUGAUCUCAAGCGCACGCUUGUCCUCGAGGACGCCGACGAAGAGGGUGCUGAUGGCCCUUCGGCUUAUGAUGAGCUUGGUAGCUGGGUUCUCAACGCCGCUUCUGAGAAGGGCGGUGUCACUGCCGUCAGCGACGUGGAUAUCUACAUGAAGGCCAAGGAGUACGGAAUCGAGAACAAGCACAAGACUGUGGCCGUUCUUGCUCAGACCAUCUUCGACGAGAAGAUCGCCAAGCAGAUUCCUUCUCGUGCCGGUCUGCUGAAGAAGAUGAUCACCUCCGAGCGCCACGAGAAGGCCUUCCUGGGUGGCACCGAGCGUUUCGUCGGCAAGGAUCGUCCUGAGCUGAUUGCCCAGGUCCCGGCCGUUCUUCUCAAGUACUACGAACACGACCUCAUCUCUGAGGAAACCCUCAAGGCAUGGGGCGCGAAGGCCAGCAAGAAGUACGUCGACAUCCAGACCAGCAAGAAGGUCCGCAAGGCCGCUGAGCCCUUCCUCCAGUGGCUCGAGAACGCCGAGAGCGAGGAAGAGAGCGAGGAGGAGAGCGACUAGACCAGCGACAUAGCUUCGUACGGUCGCCUGUCUGCCUACUGGGCAUGGUUUCGGGACUCGUUUGAGUUGCACUUUGCUUUUUUUUGUCUGCUCCUACUGGUUUCACUCAUUUCGAAUUGGUACAGUUGAGGAUUGCCUACUGUUCUUGUGUUUGAGCUUGAAGUUUGAAAUCGAAAAGACCAGAAAGAAACGUUGGGCUACUAUUAGUUAUCAAUCAACCACCUCUUCGCUCAUGAUGCACUCACUGUAAUCGAG
Molecule: messenger RNA, 1730 nt
Organism: Aspergillus heteromorphus CBS 117.55
Lineage: Eukaryota; Fungi; Ascomycota; Eurotiomycetes; Eurotiales; Aspergillaceae
Product: translation initiation factor eIF5
Exons: 1
Coding region: 204-1475 (423 amino acids)
Biological process (GO): formation of translation preinitiation complex; translational initiation; formation of cytoplasmic translation initiation complex
Cellular component (GO): cytosol
Molecular function (GO): eukaryotic initiation factor eIF2 binding; translation initiation factor activity; GDP-dissociation inhibitor activity
Source: RefSeq, a predicted model, not a curated record